GGCAGCUGUGAACACCGGUGGGGGGCGGAGCCACAACCUCCAGUAGUAGUAGUAGAAGAAGAAGGAGACUCGGUGGAAGCCGAGGGAUGUCUGCGGUCUGACGAGGAGGACAACCGGGAACACGACCGACACCCGCUGCCUUGUCCUCGAGCAGCGUUUGAUGUGACUCAGCAGUGUCCCGUCUCGUCUCCACAGUGAUGCUUACCUCAUUGUACCAGUGACAUUCGCUUUCCGUCCCCGCGCCAGUCGAGACAGGACAGCAGGACGCGGAUCAGAACCCCCCGUCAUGGCCGCCAGGCCGCAGAAACCUGCUGCAGCAUCAGCAGCUCCGGGGGGGGCGGUGGAGUCCAAGUGGACGGACUACAGAGCCAGUGAGAAGAAAUGCUCCUGGGCUUCCUACAUGACCAAUUCUCCGACAGUGAUCGUGAUGAUCGGGUUGCCCGCCAGGGGAAAGACCUACAUGGCCAAGAAGCUGACACGCUACCUCAACUGGAUCGGAGUUCCAACUAAAGUGUUUAACCUCGGAGUUUAUAGGCGAGAAGCCGUGAAGUCGUACAAAUCAUACGACUUCUUCAGACACGACAACAAGGAAGCGAUGGAAAUCAGAAAACAGUGCGCCCUGGUGGCGCUGGAGGACGUGAAGGCGUACCUGAGCGAGGAGGGAGGCCAGAUCGCUGUUUUCGACGCCACCAACACCACGAGAGAGCGGAGGGAUCUCAUCCUGACUUUUGCUCAAGACAACUCGUACAAGACGUUUUUCGUAGAAUCACUUUGUGACGAUCCGGACGUCAUUGCUACAAAUAUUCUGGACGUGAAGGUUUCCAGCCCGGAUUACCCAGAGCGCAACAGGGAAACCGUCAUGGAGGAUUUCCUGAAGAGAAUCGAGUGUUACAAAGUGACCUACCAGCCGUUGGAUCCGGACGAACACGACAAGAACCUGUCCUUCAUCCAGGUCAUCAACGUCGGCCGCCGCUUCCUGGUCAACCGGGUGAAGGACUACAUCCAGAGCAAAAUCGUCUACUACCUCAUGAACAUCCACGUUCACUCGCACUCCAUCUACCUCUGUCGGCACGGAGAGAGCCACCACAACGAGGAGGGUCGCAUCGGGGGAGACGCCAAGCUGUCGGAGCGAGGGAAACAGUUCGCCACAGCUCUGAAGGAUUUCGUCCAAGAGCAUCGUCUGUCCGACCUGAAAGUUUGGACCAGUCAGCUGAGACGAACCAUCCAGACAGCGGAGGAGCUUGGAGUUCCCUACGAGCAGUGGAAGAUCCUGAACGAGAUCGACGCCGGAGUGUGUGAAGAAAUGACCUACGAGAUGAUCGAAGAAACGUACCCAGAGGAGUUCACCAUGAGGGACCAGAACAAGUAUCACUACCGCUACCCUGGAGGAGAGUCGUACCAGGACCUGGUGCAGCGGCUGGAGCCCGUCAUCAUGGAGCUGGAGCGACAGGGCAACGUCCUGGUGAUCUGUCAUCAGGCCGUCAUGCGCUGCCUGCUCGCCUACUUCCUGGACAAGGGCGCAGACGACCUCCCGUACCUGAAGUGUCCGCUGCACACUGUCCUCAAACUGACGCCCGUGGCUUAUGGUUGUAAAGUGGACAUGUUUGACCUGAAGGUGGAGGCUGUCAACACUCACAGGGACCGGCCUCUAAGUAAAGCUCAAGCGGACGCCGUGCCACCAGCUUUCCUCCGAAGAAACAGCUUCACGCCGAUGUCCAGCCAGGACCAGAUCAAACGACCUCGCCUCUACAGCAUGGGCAACCCUCCCCACGCCCGCAUGUCCCAGGCCCCCGCCUUACCCAGCAUGCAGUGCUCUGAGGCAUCGGAGGGGGCCGAGCUGCUGCAGAGCGAGGAUUCUGUGAACGGCUUCAGUGCAGCAGACACAGACUGUGUUCGGAGUUAAAAGAAGCAUUCAAAAAGAGGAAGAGACUUUUUCUUCACUUGGAUGAGCAGUUCUGAGAACCAGCGGGAAAAGAUGCCACCAGCUUCUGACAUUACAAACAACAUGCAGCACGUCUGUAUAACCCUGUACAGUACGUCUGUAUAGCCCUGUACAGUACGUCUGUAUAGCCCUGUACAGUACGUCUGUAUAACCCUGUACACGUACGUGUUGUCUGUUCACUUCUAAAGAUUUUGAAUCGGGAUCAAAGUCAGUUGCAAUCAGUUCACAGAGAUUUUGACAUUUUCUGUUGUGAGUAAAACUUUGUUCGACAAAUAUGAAGGAUUUAUCCAAACACGUGGAAAGAGUCUGUGUCCCGCGUUGGAACGAGGUUCCCGGGAAAAAAAACAUGAAACGUUAUUGUUGACUGACUAUUUCUUUAGUUGCAAUAUUUUGAUCUUAUAUGCUGCAAAUAGAAAAAGUUCGUGGGGUGGUUUAAUAUUCUCCACUGUACGUUUGUGUCACGGAUCAUGAUUGUGUGUUUUAAAAAUAGUUUGUUUUAGUUCAGUGACUGUUGGACAACUGUGUGUGUGUGUCAGCGUGUGUGUGUGUGUGUGUCACAUAUAUACUGAACAUGCACUCGAUGCCUUUACACAAACCUCAGAUACUUAACGUACAGAUUCCUCAUAUUUUACUGUAUUAUAUUUAGAAAACGGUGUGAUUUUUCAUUGAUCAUAUAAUUUAAGAGAUUGUGAAGGAAAAUAUAUUCAGCCUUAAUUCUUACUGACAUCAACAUUCCCAGCUGAUGUGCGUCCCUCCUCCGGUGUAGUAGUCAAUUUUAAUUUGUAAUUAAAAGGGUAUUAAAUAUUAAUUUACAGCUAUUCAGUUUGUUUUGUUCUUCCCAUUCUCGUCUUAAUCUUAAUUUGUACAUUUUGCCUUCUAAUCCAGCUUGAACACAUUCAACCUCCCACUGUGACGAUAUAAAGUUUUGUAAAUCGAGGCAGAUGUUUCAUGUUGCAAAGUUCAUUUGAUGCUGUUUAGAUUAUUCAUAAGGAAAAACCCAACUUGUUCUUCAGACACUAUGUUCUCUGCGUUCUGUCCAGAUCCACAUGGAAGAUCUACUCCUGAUAUUCAAAUAAAUAAAUGAUAUUCAUGUGGUCUGGCGAAACAUUUGGAUUUCUGAAAAACAUGUUAAUGUUAUUAAAACACUGUUCUGCACGCGUUUCAAUAAAUUAAGUUAAAUGUGA
This is a messenger RNA of Scophthalmus maximus (turbot), 3126 nucleotides long. RefSeq names its product 6-phosphofructo-2-kinase/fructose-2,6-bisphosphatase 2. Gene Ontology annotation, biological process: fructose 2,6-bisphosphate metabolic process; fructose metabolic process. Gene Ontology annotation, cellular component: cytosol. NCBI's taxonomy places the organism in Eukaryota, Metazoa, Chordata, Actinopteri, Pleuronectiformes, Scophthalmidae. The transcript is spliced from 17 exons. Bases 287 to 1903 code for a protein of 538 amino acids. The record is from RefSeq and is a predicted model, not a curated record. Gene Ontology annotation, molecular function: 6-phosphofructo-2-kinase activity; fructose-2,6-bisphosphate 2-phosphatase activity; ATP binding.